AUGACCAAGGUUAACAAGACCCUCCACUCCUCGAGGCGCAAGUCGCGCAAGGCGCACUUCGGUGCUCCCUCGAGCAUCCGCCGCAACAUCAUGAGCGCCCCUCUGAGCAAGGAGCUGCGCGAGAAGUACAACGUCCGCAGCAUCCCCAUCCGCAAGGACGACGAGGUCACCAUCGUCCGCGGCACCAACAAGGACAAGGAGGGCAAGGUCACGUCAGUCUACCGCCUCAAGUACGUCAUCCACAUUGAGCGCGUCACCCGCGACAAGGCCACCGGCGCCUCGGUGCCCCUGGGCAUCCACCCCAGCAACGUCGUCAUCACCAAGCUCAAGCUCGAUAAGGACCGCGAGAGCAUCCUGGAGCGCAUCAAGGGCGGCCGCGAGGCCUCGGCCAAGGCCCGCGGCAAGGCUUAA
Molecule: messenger RNA, 411 nt
Organism: Gaeumannomyces tritici R3-111a-1
Lineage: Eukaryota; Fungi; Ascomycota; Sordariomycetes; Magnaporthales; Magnaporthaceae
Product: 60S ribosomal protein L26
Exons: 3
Coding region: 1-411 (136 amino acids)
Biological process (GO): ribosomal large subunit biogenesis; cytoplasmic translation
Cellular component (GO): cytosolic large ribosomal subunit
Molecular function (GO): structural constituent of ribosome; RNA binding
Source: RefSeq, a predicted model, not a curated record